Molecule: messenger RNA, 9261 nt
Organism: Diabrotica balteata
Lineage: Eukaryota; Metazoa; Arthropoda; Insecta; Coleoptera; Chrysomelidae
Source: the annotation of a GenBank genome assembly
CAGAAAAUUCGCCACUUCAAAGACAGAUUCAAAAGGCAGCAAGGCGCUAACUUAUACCUUCCAGGCAGUUUCGUCACAGACAACAAUGAUCCAGAGUCGGGACCCUGGGAAGAAUGGUCAGCACCCGUUCCGUGUUCCAGAACUUGUGGUGGGGGUGUAUCGACUCAAACUAGGAGAUGUACACAAGGAUAUGAUUGCAGGGGACCAUCAGCAAGAACUUUUUCCUGCAAUACACAGGAUUGUCCAGACCUUGCUGAUUACAGAGCACAGCAGUGUGCCGAACACAAUAACAUUCCGUUUGAAGGAAUGCAUUACGAGUGGGUACCGUACACAAAAGGUCCAAAUCCUUGUGAGUUAAACUGUAUGCCCAGAGGAGAAAGAUUUUAUUAUCGACAUGCCGACGCUGUAGUAGAUGGUACUACGUGCACUGAUGAAGGGUUCGACGUUUGCGUACAGGGAAAAUGCCAGCCUGUUGGAUGUGACCGAAUGUUAGGAUCGAGUGCCCGAGAAGAUACGUGCCGAGUAUGUGGAGGAGAUGGCAGCACUUGCAGAACCUUCACCAAUACCAUUCAAAUGAAAGACAUGCAAGUGGGCUACAAUGAUAUACUACUAAUACCCGCAGGAGCUACAAACAUAAGAGUCGAAGAACUUGCUCCUUCAAACAAUUACCUUGCUAUACGAAACACAUCAGCACAUUUCUAUUUAAACGGAAACUGGCGCAUUGAUUUCCCGAGAGCCACCGAUUUCGCAGGAACCAGAUUCAAAUAUGAAAGAACCCCUCAAGAAUUCGAUGCUCCAGAUAUUAUCACAGCUCUGGGUCCGACUGAUGAAUCGCUAUUUAUUGUUUUACUUUACGAAGGUGCAGACGUACCAGUCAGUUUUUCUUAUAGUUUACCAACCUCGGUACCACCUCCACCAAACGAAACGUACUCAUGGAUAUACGACGAGUUUUUGCCAUGUACGGUUACAUGUGGAAAAGGUAUUCAAUACAGAAAUGUCAGCUGCGCCGGUAGGAAUUCCUUAGAACCAGUACCGGAAUCCCUAUGCGACUCGCACAGUAAACCUGAAGAUGUUAAGACUUGUAGCGAAAUAGACUGCCUGCCAGAAUGGUAUCCUUCAGAUUGGAGUGACUGUACAGUACCGUGCGGUGAAGAAGGUGGCGUUCAAACCAGAAAACUUGUUUGCCAAAAAGUAAACGCGAGCGGAAUUCAAGAGGUUGUGAGUAGUAAUGAGUGUUUUGGACAAUCCAAACCCCCAACAGAAAUGAAGUGUAACGUUCAAAAGCAGUGUCCAAAGUGGUAUAUUGAACCAUGGAAGCCGUGCGAUCAUCUUUGCGGCGCAGGAAAACAGACGAGAAAAAUAACAUGUUACAAAGAAGAGAACAAUAGAAAAACGAUCUUGCCAGACGCUGAGUGUGAUGCAGUAGAAAAGAAGCCUCCUACAGAACAACCCUGCAAUUUGAGACCAUGUGAAGGUGUCGACUGGGUCACAUCAGAGUGGUCAGGGUGUGGAGCAUGUGGGUUGUCACAAGAAACCAGGAAAGUGUUGUGUGCCACCGAAGAUUCUGAGGUCCAACCUGACGAGCUGUGUGACGCUGAUAGAAAACCCCUAAUAAUUCGUGAAUGUGAAAUGACACCAUGCCAAUAUUUAUGGUAUGCCAGUCAAUGGAGUGAGUGCUCAGUAACAUGUGGUGCAGGAGUUCAGACACGAACUAUAGUCUGUGGUAUAUCGACGCCAACAGGACUGGAAACGGUAGAUGACUCCAAGUGUGAUCCUUCCAGACACUUUGAAACUAUGAAAAACUGUACUGGAGAAAAAGAUAAGUGUGACGGAGAAUGGUUUACUGGACCCAUGGGAGAGUGUUCCAAACCAUGCGGCGGAGGCACGAGAUCUAGAAAACUCAUUUGUAUAAAAGACGGCCAGGUGGCUGAUUCUUCUGCAUGUGGGUCUGAUAAAAUUGUCUUCGCGGAUGAAAAAUGUAAUGAAACACCAUGUUCCGAAGAUACUAUAUUGCCAACAGACAUAACGCAAUCUGUUGAUGAAUCUGAACCAACAAAAGAGUCUUCCCAAAAACGGGAAGCUACAACACCUGUGAGUUCAACAAGUGAAGAUCUGCAGUCAAAGGAAACUGAAGUUACAUCAGCAUUUGAAAUGACAACUACUUCAAGUGUUUCUACGACUCCAGAUCCUGACGACUUUGAAAUUGUACCUGACACUAAUUGCGAUGAUGGAGAAUGGGUUGAGGAUGAAGAAGAAGAAGAAUCAAAAAUGCAAGGAGAUGAUCCGUUUGCUUACAACGAUGUGAUGAUGGGUGAUCAACCUGUAGAAGGUUCAGGUGAUACUACCGAAUCAUCAACUGAUACUUCCAUCUUCACUGAAACGUCUAUAUCAACAGAAACUUCUGUUAGUACUGAAAAGACAGUCAGUAGCACAACUCCUGAGCCAGAAGUUAUUAUGGAGUCUGAUCUUGGAAGGGAUGUCACAGUUACUACCCAAAAAAGUGCUAAAUCACCAGAUUCUACCGAUACUACCCUCGAAUUUACUGGUUCUACUGAAUCUCCUGAAACUACUAUCGAAUAUACGGGUUCAACUGAAUCUCCUGAAUCAACUACAGAAUAUACUGGAUCAACUGAAGCUCCUGAAUCAACUACAGAAUAUACAGGAUCAACUGAAGCUCCUGAAUCAACUACAGAAUAUACUGGAUCAACUGAAGCUCCUGAAUCAACAACAGAAUAUACCGGAUCAACAGAAGCUCCUGAAUCAACUACGGAAUAUACCGGGUCAACUGAAGCUCCUGAAUCAACAACAGAAUAUACCGGAUCAACUGAAGCUCCUGAAUCAACCACAGAAUAUACUGGAUCAACUGAAGCUCCUGAAUCAACUACAGAAUAUACUGGAUCAACUGAAGCUCCUGAAUCAACAACAGAAUAUACCGGAUCAACGGAAGCUCCUGAAUCAACUACGGAAUAUACUGGAUCAACUGAAGCUCCUGAAUCAACUACAGAGUAUACUGGGUCAACGGAAGCCCCUGAAUCAACUACCGAAUAUACGGGUUCAACUGAAGCUCCUGAAUCAACAACAGAAUAUACCGGAUCAACUGAAGCUCCUGAAUCAACUACAGAAUAUACUGGAUCAACUGAAGCUCCUGAAUCAACUACAGAAUAUACUGGGUCAACUGAAGCUCCUGAAUCAACUACGGAAUAUACUGGAUCAACUGAAGCUCCUGAAUCAACUACAGAAUAUACUGGAUCAACUGACGCUCCUGAAUCAACAACAGAAUAUACCGGAUCAACUGAAGCUCCUGAAUCAACUACAGAAUAUACAGGAUCAACUGAAGCUCCUGAAUCAACUACUGAAUAUACAGGAUCAACUGAAGCUCCUGAAUCAACUACUGAGUAUACUGGAUCAACUGAGGCACCUGAAUCCACUACAGAGUAUACUGGAUCAACUGAAGCACCGGAGUCCACUACGGAAUAUACCGGAUCAACUGAAGCUCCUGAGUCAACUACAGAAUAUACUGGAUCAACUGAAGCUUCCGCGUCAACUACAGAGUAUACUGGAUCAACUGAAGCACCUGCAUCUACUACUGAAUAUACGGGUUCAACUGAAGCUCCUGAAUCAACUACAGAGUAUACUGGAUCAACUGAAGUACCUGAAUCAACAACUGAAUUCACUGGAUCUACUGAAUCUCCGGGUACUACAGUUGAAUUUACUGGUUCAACUGAGUCCCCUGAAUCUACGGCAGCUCCUGAAUCGACAAUAGAGUAUACUGGGUCAACAGAAGCUUCUGAAAGUACAACAGAAUUUACAGGUUCUACGGAAGCGUCAGAAAGUACAACAGAAUUUACAGGCUCCACGGAAGUGCCAAGUAGUAGCACAGAAUUUACAGGCUCUACAGAAGCUCCUGAAAGUACAACAGAAUUUACGGGUUCUACUGAAGCUCCAGAGAGUACAACAGAAUUUACAGGCUCUACAGAAGCCCCAGAAAGUACCACCGAAUUUACAGGUUCUACUGAAGCUUCAGGGAGUACAACAGAAUUUACAGGCUCUACAGAAGUUCCAGAAAGUACCACCGAAUUUACAGGAUCUACUGAAGCUCCAGAGAGUACAAUCGAAUUCACUGGUUCAACAGAAUCAACAGUAUCAUCAGAAUCAACUGAAUCUACUGGAAGUACAUCUGAAUUUACUGGUAGUACAGAAAGUACUUCGGAGUUUACAGGAAGUACUGAAAGCACCACAGAAUUUACAGGCAGUACCGAGAGUACGUCUGAAUUUACUGGUAGUACUGAGAGUACUUCUGAAUUUACAGGUAGUACUGAAAGCACAACCGAAUUCACAGGAAGUACAGAAAGCUCAACAGCAUAUACUGGAAGCACGGAAAGUACUACUGAAUUUACGGGAAGUACCGAAAGUACAAUUGAGUAUACGGGAAGCACAGAGAGUUCAACUUCUUCAGUUAGAGACCUAUUCCUACCAAAACCACGUUUGUGUAGAAGAAGAAAGAUUAAAAAAUGUAAGAGCACACCAUUUGGAUGCUGUUGGGAUAAUAUUACACCAGCUCAAGGUCCAUUUGAUAAAGGAUGUCCGAUGCCCGAAACUUGUAAGGAAUCUAAAUAUGGAUGUUGUGAUGAUGGUGUGUCUGCAGCUCUUGGGCCACACAAUGCCGGGUGUCCAUCGUCCCAUUGCAAAGAAACUCUAUUUGGAUGUUGUCCUGAUAACAAGACGCCGUCUCAAGGAAAUGAUAAUGAAGGUUGUCCUCCUGCUUGCUUUAGUUCAAGAUACGGUUGUUGCAAUGAUAAUUCUACUGAAGCUACAGGUCCUAAACACAAAGGAUGUCCAGAAUCGACUACAACUCCUAUACCAACAACUGAAUACGCCACUACAGAGGGAACUACUGAAAGUGCAGUUUCUACUGAAUCCGAGGAAACUACAACAUCAAUAUCAACUACUGAAUUUUCAACUGAAACAACACUACCAGCAGAUUGUAGACUCGCAACGUAUAGAUGUUGUCCUGAUGGAGUUACAACGGCCACUGGUCCUGGCUACCAAGGUUGCGGCCUUCCAUGCUCAGAUAGCAAAUUUGGUUGUUGUCAAGAUGGUAAAACUCCUGCCCAUGGUCCAAGUGGUGAGGGUUGCUGUCUUAAUUCAACAUUUGGCUGUUGCCCCGAUGACAUUACUCCAGCAAGUGGACCUAACCAGGCUGACUGCGGCUGUGAACGUUCACCUUAUGGAUGUUGUCCAGAUAACAAAACUGCUGCUCUAGGCUAUUACAACUAUGGCUGUGGAUGUCAAUAUUCUGCUAAUGGUUGUUGUCCAGAUAGAGUUACUCCCGCAGCUGGACCCGACUUUGAUGGUUGUUUGUGUCAUACAUUCCAGUUUGGUUGUUGUCCAGAUGGAGUAACGCCCGCCGAAGGGCCGAGAGGGCAAGGUUGUGGUUGUAGAAAUACUGAAUUUGGCUGUUGUUCUGAUGAAAAAACUCCUGCAUCGGGACCCAAUAACGAACGAUGUACCUGUGAAUAUACUAAAUUUGGUUGUUGCAGUGAUGGCGUUACUGAAGCCAAGGGUGAGAACUUCGAGGGAUGUGCUGUAAUACCGCAGAACCUUCAAGUUGGUUGUUCUCUUGUCAAAGAAAAGGGUCCAUGCAGAAAUUACACUGUUAAAUGGUUCUUCGAUACGGAGUAUGGUGGCUGCUCACGUUUCUGGUAUGGUGGCUGUGAGGGUAACGCAAACCGUUACAAAACUAAGGAAGAAUGUGAAGAGAUUUGCGUAGAACCACAAGGAGCUGAUAGGUGCAAUUUACCCAAAAUAUCAGGUCCUUGUGAAGGCUACUACCAAAAGUACUAUUACGAUAAGGAAUUAAAAACUUGUACUCCAUUCGUAUAUGGAGGUUGCCUCGGCAACAACAACCGGUUUGAAACAAGAGAAGAAUGUAUGAAUCUUUGUGCUCAAGAUCAAAUUCAAGAUCCUUGUCAACAAAAGAAAGACCCAGGACCGUGCCAAGGUAAGCACCAGAGAUUCUACUACGACAAAGAACUUGCACAAUGCCAAGAGUUUACCUUUGGUGGCUGUAAAGGAAAUAACAACAACUUCGUUACGAUAGAAGCCUGUAAACAACAGUGCGCUCCAGCUGGCGAGAGAAAAGAUAUCUGCUCGUUACCAAAAUAUGAAGGUAAUUGCACGGAGGUGAAUGCCAACUGGUACUAUGAUUCAUCAAGAAAGAAUUGUGCACCAUUCUAUUACACUGGUUGUUAUGGUAAUCUUAAUAACUUUGAAACUAAGGAAGCAUGCCAGGCUGACUGCCCGCCGGAAGUUGAAAAGGACAUCUGUAUUCUCCCUGCCGACACUGGAGAAUGUGAUCGUUAUAUUGAUAGAUGGUACUAUGACACUAAAGCCCAAUCUUGUAAACAGUUUUACUACGGAAGCUGUGGAGGAAACGGUAAUAAUUUCCUAACACAACAAAGAUGCCAAGAACGAUGUGAGACGAGAGAGGCACCACCACCAACAUCAGCACCAGCACCGAUACCUACGGAAGAGCCACGACCAGCUCCAGCUGAAACUCCAGCACCAUUUGUUAUUGAUAUGUGUUUCCUUCCUAGCAAUACUGGACCUUGUAGAAAUAGAGUUAGUAACCGCUCGUACUUCUACGAUUCCCGUGACGGAGUCUGUAAAGAAUUUGUAUACGGUGGUUGCGAGAGUAAUGGCAACAACUUCAACUCUGUAGAAGAAUGUCUUCAAAAGUGUGGAGCCGCUCAAGAUCUUUGUACCUUACCACCUGUCCGAGGACCCUGCAAUGGCGAGUAUCCUCAAUAUUACUACGACCCGGCCACUGAUUCAUGUCAAAUAUUUAUAUAUGGAGGCUGCACCGGCAACUACAAUAGGUUCCAAGAUCAGCGGCUAUGCGAAGACCGGUGUAAAAGGGUUCGUGAACCAGAACCAACAUAUACUCAGGCUCCAACAGCUGCCAUUGAUGUAGACGUAUGCUCCUUACCUUAUGAUUCUGGUAACUGUACUGACAGAUUUACUGCAUUCUACUACAACAGAGAACGAAGAACGUGUCUUCCGUUUACCUACAAUGGAUGUGGAGGCAACAGCAACCGAUUCAACAGUGAAGAACAGUGCCAACGACAAUGUGGAGAAUUUAGAGCUCAAGAUGUUUGUAAUAUGGAGAGAGAUCCAGGACCAUGCAGAGGCUACUUUAUUAAAUAUUAUUACGACAAGGAGACCAGGCGAUGCGAGCAGUUCGCCUAUGGAGGAUGCCGGGGUAACGGAAAUAGAUUUAGCUCGGAAGACGAAUGUGCUCAACUAUGCAUCACACAUGAAGAGAAAAAACCAAAUAUUACAGCAGCUGCACUUUGCCGAUUGCCAGUAGAUAGAGGAUCUUGCAAUGAAGAUUACCACAAACGUUGGUACUUCGACGAUUAUAAAGGAGAUUGUAUUGCUUUUAUUUAUUCUGGCUGUGGAGGCAAUUUCAACAAUUUUAAAUCGUACCAAAAUUGUAUUGAUUCUUGUAGAGAGCUAUUACUGCUUCCCGAACCUCAACCGACCACAAACUUGCCAACUCAACCUUGUCAAGAAACCUUUAACGAAUGCACAACCCUUCGAUGUGCCUAUGGCGUCGAGCCUUAUGUAGAUGAGAACGAAUGCAACAGAUGUCGCUGUCGUGAACCUUGUGCAAAUGUAGACUGUCAACCAGACGAACAAUGUACCAUCGAUAUCAACAGAAACAAAGUGUCCGCUCAAGAUGCAGAUUUCAUAGCUAUUUGUAGACAACGCAACAAACCAGGUACUUGCCCGAGACUUGAGUUCACUAACAACUGUGAGCAUGAAUGCAAUACGGAUGCAGACUGUGCCCUCCAAAUGAAGUGUUGCAAUACAGGAUGCGGUACUUCCUGUGUGGAUCCUCCUGGACAGUUGGUUACCCAGAACCUGCCAGCAUAUACGGAAGAACCCACUGAAAGUCCAUUUAUGCCACCACAUGUGGAUCCUCUAGAAUACAAACCAGAAAUAGCAGCUCCUAUCGGUGACCAAGCAACGCUACGAUGCGCUGUAUCUGGAAAUCCUAAUCCAAAGAUUCGCUGGAGUAAAGAUAAUAUUGAGAUCGACGGUACUCAACCAAGAUACAGAAUAAAACUUGACCAAACACUCCAAAUCAUCACUUUGCAUAAGACUGAUUCAGGAAUUUACCUAUGUACUGCCUCUAAUGGCAUCGGCGAAGCUAUUACCAGCCAAGUAAAACUAGAGGUUUUGGAUUCUGAACCUAGACCAGUAACAAUACUAUCAGAACCAGGAGAUGAUCAACCCUUAGUAGUAUCCCUUAAUGCUCCCACAACCCUAAACUGUUUUGUCCUUGGACAUCCAUUCCCUGCUGUAACGUGGUGGAAAGAUGAGUCGAUGAUACCAUUCAAAAACUCAGAAUUUGAAAUUAGGAAAGACUAUUCAUUGCUUAUCCACUCGGUUGAUUUACACAACUUAGGUAUAUACACCUGCCAAGCCUACAACGGUUACGGCAAAGCAGCUAGUUGGUCAGUAACUGUAAAAACUAGAGGCCCUGUUAGGUUCCACAGGCCUGAAGAUCAAAUAUACAGCAAAUGGAUCGUGAACGAUGAUGAACCUACUACAACAACUGCUGCUCCUGUAAAUCCUAUGACUCCUCCUCCUGAUUGGGAGAUACCUAAUACGCCGUAUAAUCCCGAUAUACCCCCUUAUACGGAACCUUCCAAUGAAAUUAUACCGAAUACCUUACCGGACGCUCAAGGUGGAAGACCUCCUCCAAGUGUUAGUGUACCAGUGAGGGCCAUAAUUACAAACAACGAUCAGAGGUACCCAGUAGGUAGCGAUAUUGAAUUACCAUGUGAGUUUGCUGGGUACCCCACACCGCAAGUUCAAUGGUUCAAAGAUGGAGUUGAACUCUACCAAAGCGACAAAAUACGUAUAACAGAAACGGAGAGGUUAAGUGUGCUGGCAAUAGAACAAGCAACGAAUGCUGACUCAGGAACUUAUCAAUGUGAAGCAACAAAUGCAUAUUCCAAAUCUUCCAGUUCUUUAGUGAUUUCCAUUGAAGGAAUGCAUAUUCACCCCAGCUGCAUUGACAACCAGUUCCUCGCCAACUGUGCUCUAAUAGUCAAAGCGAAGUUCUGCACGCACAGAUACUACGCAAAAUUCUGCUGUAGAUCGUGUACGGAAGCAGGAUUGCUACCCGUAGACGGCCCACAUAUCCACAAAUUCAAGAGGCACAACACUUUUGAAAACAAUUUAGUAUAA